Messenger RNA from Meira miltonrushii, 905 nucleotides. RefSeq lists its product as uncharacterized. The record is from RefSeq and is a predicted model, not a curated record. The transcript has a single exon. Gene Ontology annotation, cellular component: mitochondrial large ribosomal subunit. Bases 91 to 603 code for a protein of 170 amino acids. Gene Ontology annotation, molecular function: structural constituent of ribosome. NCBI's taxonomy places the organism in Eukaryota, Fungi, Basidiomycota, Exobasidiomycetes, Exobasidiales, Brachybasidiaceae.
AGCUCAUCUUUUUGAUCAUGACCAAUCACCUACACCUAUAUUGAAAGGAAGAAUCAGUAAAGUCGACGCUCUUUCGUUCAAUCGUUCACAAUGUUCAUCACUUCCAUCUUACGUACUUCACGUACAACUUAUCGUGGUGCACGCGGUUCAGGAGCAGGAAAUUCGUCAAAGACAUCUGCUCGAUCUUCUCCUGCUUCUCGUUCAACAUUAACACAAGCAGUACAAUCAGGUAACGUCUUUAAACGGUCUCAAAGAGGUUUAUACGAUAGUUCCGUUUUGCAAACCGGAAAUAGCAUUCCUAAAUCCAUUCAGAAAACUUUGAGGAAUUGGAAGCCAAACGUUCAAAAUAAGUCUUUACGUAGCAACAUUUUAGACACCGUCAUUCAAACAAGGGUAACAUCAAGAGCCCUACGUACUAUCUCAAAGUAUGGCGGCUUAGAUGCAUACCUUCAACGCAGAGACGAUAAGCAUCUAGUCACAUUUGGAAGAACGAUUCGAAGCGCAAUAGCAGCCACAGUUCGCGAAAGACAAUUGCAAGGACCACUUUCCGCUGAGGAGAGUUUCCAGCAUGUUCAACGGACAGAAGGCCAAAAGCAACUUUGAGAAGAUCAUUUUGCUGUGAAUCUUAUAUUUGUAUUUGUACCAAUAAUGGAUGAAGUCAUUCUUGGAAAGCCGAAAGGAUGUAGCUCUGAGAACGAUAUAGUGUUUGAUACAAGAAGGAAAUUUGGCUUGGAUAAAAGUACAAAUGAUUUUGUCUCUAGAUGAUCAAAAUUACAAACUAACUUCUGGUUUGACGAUUGACAUUCCUGCGAGCGAUCAAAAAUAGGCGUUUCUACUUGUGACCUCUUGUAAAACGAUGUGGACAGCGUUUACAAUUAAUUGCAAUCAAUGUUGUGUGAUAGCGU